AUGUCUCAACUCCAUCUGGUCGAGGACACCGGGCAGCCGAUAUCACGGCCCACGCCGCCUCUUCGCAAUUCACCCGUCGUCAACCCGGCACCGCCAAUUUCAUCGAGUGAUACCCCCGGGAAUUCGUACCAGGAACGACGAGACCUCGAGGCAAACUCCUCAUCGGGUAGGACAGUACCUCAUAGGCCGUGGACUGACGGCGGACAGCAGCAGCCUAGCGAAAAUAGCCGAGACCAACAUUGCGAGUACCCAGUCGGCAAUCUUUUCAGGAGCCGCGACGCCCCUUCAUUCUUUGGCUCGUCCUACUUUGGGCCUCAUGAUGCUGCCAAGAUCAUCCAGGCUCCUGCUCCGGAACUUUCGUCUGGUCUCUUACCCAAGGCUCGAGCGAGCUCGACGCAUUCGUUUCGGGAUGAGGGCGGGCCGUUCUCCCAGAUAUGGGAGUUACUCGGGUUGUUGCCUAGAAAUAAAUCUGCAGUAGACAAGUUGACAGACUGUUUCCUAGACGAACUGAAUUGGGCUAUCGAUGCCGUGCAGCCCGCAUCGUUCAAGUCAAAGUACGAGGACUUUUGGUCCAGAAAAUUUGGCUUUGACGACUUCGCCACCAUCGACCUCCGUUGGUUAGCCCUGCUCUUCAUUGUAAUGGCAUAUGGUGUCCUAUUGGACUGUCCGAGACCGCGGAACAAAGAGGUGCAGGCAGAGGUCCACGAGAGCUCGCAGCGUUUCUACUGGGCUGCCCGAAGAGCCAUCGUGAUUGCCCCAACCUUCUACGGAGAAUCGACGGACCUCGUUCGGGCAGGUGUGCUGGUGACGCGCUACCUCAUCUACGCCCGCCGCGUACCCGAGUCAUGGCUUACGACGAGCUUCGCCAUGCGCAUGGCACAAGCCCAAGGCAUGCACAUUGACGGGGAGAGAUGGAAGCUGCCAAGAAAGGAGACAGAGACGAGGAGGCGGUUGUGGAGUAACCUCUACAUGCUGGACAAGACCAUCGCUCUCGCUCUCGGGCGCCCCUUUGCCAUCGUCGACCAGCAGUGUCUGGUGAAACAGGCGUCCAACGUCUGGUUAGACGAUCUCAAUGACGAGGAGGCGGCAGCUGCGACUGAAGCACCAAUGUCCGAACCGACUGCAAGUGUCUUCAGUCACAUGGCCCAUGAGUUGGCUGCAGUGGUGGGUAAGAUACAGGAGCGUUGCUUUGGGCUCUUCACCGUAUCUUACGAGACGGUCCUUGCCCUUGACAGUGAGAUUGAGACUUGGAAAAGCAAGCUCCCGAAAUAUUUCGAGGUCGAAGACCCCGACACGUCAAAAGACGAGCGCCUGCCUUUCUUGACCUGGCAUAGGCUGCACCUACACAGCAUGUAUCACUUCGCCCGGGUCACCUUGCACCGCUCAUUUCUGCUCCGCCAGUCAAUCACAAACCGAUACAAACAUAGUCACGACGUCUGCAUAGCUUCGGCCUGCGCUGACCUCAGCAUGGGUCUGAAGCUGUUCAGUCAACCCCUGAGCGACCGGUUGAAAUGGAGUCUUGGUCCGCACAACCUCUUCAACAGUGCCUUGGUGCUCGGCAUCAUCGCAGUCCGGGACCCGCACUCACGCCGGUCGCACGCAAUCCUUGAAGACCUCUCUGCAUAUUGCAGGAUGCAAAGAAAUGAUAUAUGGGUCAACGAGUUCGCCCUAGCUGAGGUCAAGAUGGUCGAGCUCUGCGUGAAGAGAGCGAGACAAUCUCAAUCUCAGUCAUCUCCUCCAACUGAGAUGGCCCCUUUGACUUCGGUGGACCCAGCUGAACGUUCUGUUCAACAUGCCGGGAGGACGGAUAGGCCGCCGACGCAACCACAACUCACGGUCGAGAGUCCUGACUUCGACCCCUUGCUUGCUGGGCUCGGACUCCCUUUCAGCACGUUGACUACGCAAACGAUGUGGGAUGAUUCAGGGUUCUUUUUGCCAGAAAAUGGAGACUUGUCGCAGUGGGAGCAUUUCAUCAAUACUCUCAUGCAUGAUUAA
Molecule: messenger RNA, 1995 nt
Organism: Diaporthe batatas
Lineage: Eukaryota; Fungi; Ascomycota; Sordariomycetes; Diaporthales; Diaporthaceae
Exons: 2
Coding region: 1-1995 (664 amino acids)
Biological process (GO): DNA-templated transcription
Molecular function (GO): DNA binding; zinc ion binding
Source: RefSeq, a predicted model, not a curated record